Molecule: messenger RNA, 735 nt
Organism: Sordaria macrospora k-hell
Lineage: Eukaryota; Fungi; Ascomycota; Sordariomycetes; Sordariales; Sordariaceae
Source: RefSeq, a predicted model, not a curated record
AUGAUGGUCGCUCUCAACCCCCGCAUCCGCGUUCGCGAGGCCGUGCCCGCCGACGCCGAGGCCAUCACGAAUACCAUACAUGAUGGCUUUUCCGUCGACGCAAUGCACCAACUUAUGUAUCCUAACGGCGUAUCGGACGAUUCGAGAAGAAAGUUCGCUGCCAGGCUCUUCUCGCCCACCCCCCCUCGUCCCAACGAGGGAGAAAAGCUCAUCAUGGUGGCAGAGCUGCUACCAGAGGGUUCUGAUGGUCCUGGCGAGAUUGUUGCCUUUUCCGAAUGGACCCUGUUCCGAAAUCCGCGUGCCGAGGAAGAGUGGAAUGCCAAGGAGGAACCAAGGACACAAGAGCAGCUGGGAGAAGGUUGCAAUGUGCAGGUCUUCAACGCCUUUAUCGGCGGGUUGCACAAGAAGCGGCGAGAGCACAUGAAGGGUGAUCCCGGGCUAGACGAAUCGUCAAAGGCUGGGGCCGGAAAGGCCCUCCUACACUGGGGUACCACCCUGGCUGACGAACUGAGCCUGCCACUGUUUCUCGAGUCAUCGCCCUUUGGUUACAAUCUCUACCGACAAUUCGGGUUUGAACCCAUCGAUGUCUUCGACUUCCCCGUCUUCGAUUUGUUCGGCGCCGUCAAACGCGAAGGUCAGAACUGGGGAGAACUCGUGGCGCUCGAGUUCGCUGGGUCACUCGCCAAGGGAUGCUUCCGCACCGCCAUCAUGAGAAGGCCUGCCAAGAGUGCCUGA